Molecule: messenger RNA, 2928 nt
Organism: Lolium rigidum
Lineage: Eukaryota; Viridiplantae; Streptophyta; Magnoliopsida; Poales; Poaceae
Product: receptor protein kinase-like protein ZAR1
Exons: 4
Coding region: 1-2928 (975 amino acids)
Biological process (GO): protein phosphorylation
Molecular function (GO): protein binding; protein kinase activity; ATP binding
Source: RefSeq, a predicted model, not a curated record
AUGAGGAGCCUACUGCACUCAUCACUUGGCAUACCGCUGCUGACACUGCUUCUCGUGCUCGCAUCCUCGCCGCCGGCGACGCCGCUGUCGGCGGACGGGCUGGCGCUGCUGGCGUUCAAGUCCGCGGUCACCGACGACCCGUCGUGGGCGCUCUCGGCGUGGUCGGCCAACGACACGGACCCGUGCCACUGGCCGGGGGUGGCCUGCGUCAACACCUCCUCCUCCCCCGAGCCGCGCGUCGCCGGCCUGGCCGUCGCGGGCAAGAACCUCACCGGCUACCUCCCGUCCGAGCUCGGCUCGCUCGCCUUCCUCCGCCGCCUCAACCUCCACGGCAACCGCCUCUCCGGCACCGUCCCACCCUCGCUCGCCAACGCCACGGCCCUGCGCUCCAUCUUCCUCUACGACAACAACCUCACCGGCGCCUUCCCGGCCGCGCUCUGCGACCUCCCGCGCCUGCAGAACCUCGACCUCUCCAAGAACUCCCUCACCGGCGCGCUCCCGCCAGGGCUCGCGCGGUGCACGCAGCUGGAGCGGCUCAUCAUCUCCAACAAUGACUUCACCGGCGCGAUCCCCGCCGCCGCCCUGCCGAAGAUGGCGAGCCUGCAGCUGCUCGACCUGUCGUCCAACUCCCUCACGGGCGCCAUCCCGCCCGAGCUCGGGAGGCUGCCGGCGCUGGCCGGCACGCUGAACAUCUCCCGCAACCGCCUCUCCGGCGGGGUGCCGCCGGAGCUCGGGCACCUCCCGGCCACCGUCAGCCUCGACCUCCGCUUCAACAACCUCUCGGGCGAGAUCCCGCAGUCGGGGUCCCUCGCCAGCCAGGGCCCCACGGCCUUCCUCAACAACCCCGGCCUCUGCGGCUUCCCGCUCCAGGUGCCCUGCCGCGCGGCCCCGCCGUCCUCGUCCUCCCCAACGGCCCCGAUCGCCAUCGGUCCAGCCGGCGGCGCGGGCGGACCUCGGCAGGGGAUCAAGACCAGCCUCAUUGUCCUCAUCUCGCUCGCCGACGCGGCCGGCGUCGCCCUCAUCGGCGUCAUCGUGGUGUACGUAUACUGGAAGCUGCGCGACCGGCGGGGGGUUGACGUUGGCGACGACGACGACGAGGAGGGGCGGGGGCUGUUCGGCUGCCCGUGCAUGCGCGCCAGGUCGUGCGGGGACUCGUCGGACGGGUCGGACGCCGGCGGCGGCGGCGGCGAGAAGAAGAAGUGCGGCGGCGAGGACGGGGAGCUGGUGGCGAUCGACAGGGGGUUCCGGAUGGAGCUGGACGAGCUGCUGCGUUCGUCGGCGUACGUGCUCGGCAAGGGCGGGAAGGGGAUCGUGUACAAGGUGGUGGUGGGCAACGGGACGACGCCGGUCGCCGUGCGCCGGAUCGGCGGCGGCACCAAGGCCCCCGAGCGGUACAAGGAGUUCGCGGCGGAGGCGGGCGCCGUCGGGCGGGUGCGGCACGCCAACGUCGUCAGGCUGCGCGCCUACUACUGGUCGCCCGACGAGAAGCUCGUCGUCACGGACUUCAUCAACAACGGCAACCUCGCCACCGCGCUGCGCGGGCGUUCGGGGCAGCCGAGCCUGUCGUGGUCGCUGCGGCUGCGGAUCGCCAAGGGCGCGGCGCGCGGCCUGGCGCACCUCCACGAGUGCAGCCCGCGGCGGUACGUCCACGGCGAGGUCAAGCCCUCCAACGUGCUCCUCGACUCGGACUACAACGCACUCAUCGCCGACUUCGGCCUCGCCCGCCUCCUCACCAUCGCCGGCUGCGCGGACCCCGCUGCCGCCGGCGCCGCCGGCAUAAUGGGCGGCGCUCUCCCGUACGUGAAGCCCGCGCCGGACCGGCCCAACGCGUACCGCGCGCCCGAGGCCCGCGUGCCCGGGGCGCGGCCGAGCCAGAAGUCCGACGUGUACUCCUUCGGCGUCCUGCUGCUGGAGCUGCUCACCGGGCGGUCGCCGGAGCAUGCGUCGCCCUCCGGUUCCUCGGCGUCGUUCUCGGUGCCUGGUGCUGUUGACGGGCAGCAGCCACUGGCGCCGGAGAUCGUGAGGUGGGUGCGGCAGGGGUUCGAGGACGCGCGGCCGCUGUCGGAGCUGGCCGACGAGGCCGUGCUGCGGGACGCCGGCGCGCGCAAGGAGGUGGUGGCGGCGUUCCACGUCGCGCUCGGGUGCGUCGAGGCCGACCUGGAGCGGCGGCCGCGGAUGAAGGCCGUCUCCGACAAGCUCGAAAAGAUCGGGUCAUACAAUCUAACUUUUGCAACUCAUAUGCAUGAAUCACAAUGGCGUUCGGGGCAGCCGAGCCUGUCGUGGUCGCUGCGGCUGCGGAUCGCCAAGGGCGCGGCGCGCGGCCUGGCGCACCUCCACGAGUGCAGCCCGCGGCGGUACGUCCACGGCGAGGUCAAGCCCUCCAACGUGCUCCUCGACUCGGACUACAACGCCCUCAUCGCCGACUUCGGCCUCGCCCGCCUCCUCACCAUCGCCGGCUGCGCGGACCCCGCGGCCGCCGGCGCCGGCGGCAUAAUGGGCGGCGCUCUCCCGUACGUCAAGCCCGCGCCGGACCGGCCCAACGCGUACCGCGCGCCCGAGGCCCGCGUGCCCGGGGCGCGCCCGAGCCAGAAGUCCGACGUGUACUCCUUCGGCGUCCUGCUGCUGGAGCUGCUCACGGGCCGGUCGCCGGAGCAUGCGUCGUCCUCCGGUUCCUCGGCGUCGUUCUCGGGGCCUGGCGCCGCUGACGGGCAGCCGCAGGCGCCGGAGAUCGUGAGGUGGGUGCGGCAGGGGUUCGAGGACGCGCGGCCGCUGUCGGAGCUGGCCGACGAGGCCGUGCUGCGGGACGCCGGCGCGCGCAAGGAGGUGGUGGCGGCGUUCCACGUCGCGCUCGGGUGCGUCGAGGCCGACCUGGAGCGGCGGCCGCGGAUGAAGGCCGUCUCAGACAGGCUCGAAAAGAUCGCGUCGUGA